UUUCGAUAUAAAAAAUAAUUUUAAAAAAUGUCUAUAAACGACAUGUUACGGGGGUGGGAUAUGACCCUCUAUUUUUAUACCGGGAUUGUUUUAAUACUAAACUUCACGUUUUCUCUAAUCGACUCGCAAUUUCCACAAUCUAUGGUUGAUAUGAAGUUUAUAUUAAACACAUCCCUAUACGACAUAUCACUGACCAGUAUGUUGGCCACAAUGACCAUCAAUUUUGGACCCGUUUUGGGUUUACUCUACAAGUAUGGGAACCGACAGCUAAUCACUGUAUUAGUGUUACUGACGAUGGCAUUGGCCAACACGGCCAUACCAUUCACGACACAUAUAUCGCAGUUAUUUGUUAUUGAAUUUUUCUACGGCUGUACGUUCGGGGCCUGGAGUUCCGUCGUAAACGUAUGGAUCAUAGAACUGUGGCAGCACCGGUGUACACAAGUAUUAUUUAUAUGUCAACUACUGGUGGGGUUGGGCAGUGUGCUGGGGGCUGUCCUUACCAGUCAAUACUUAACUACUGACAAACAACUACUUAAUUCAGACCAUGGAUUAAAUAUUAGAAAUGAUGUCCGUUUGGCUAAAGUCUAUGAGAGGCGAACCACUCUGGAGGUGCCGUUUGUGAUGACCGGCGCCACUCAUACACUAUGUAAGGGGAACGGCAUAUAA
Messenger RNA from Oppiella nova, 666 nucleotides. NCBI's taxonomy places the organism in Eukaryota, Metazoa, Arthropoda, Arachnida, Sarcoptiformes, Oppiidae. The record is from the annotation of a GenBank genome assembly.